AUGCGCCUCUUUCGAGGCAAUUCUCCCAAAGAGGCUGCUGAGUCCCAUGAUCCGGUCGCUGCCCAAAGUGCUCCGCCCAACAAUCCCGACUUCACCGAUGUCGACCUUUCCCAGACACCAAACAGGACCUUGAGUCCCUCCAGUGAAAAGGAGACAGUCAUCUCUGAUGAUUUUACCAGAAAUACAAGUUUCAGUGAUGCGGCGAAUCCAGAAGGCAAAAUCACCCCCUCACCCGCGCCUUCUCCUCGGCUGAGUAGCGGACCAAACGAGCCUGCCAAAGAGGACAAGGAGCUUUUGACAAACCAUGGACACAAAACAGAUUCCACAAAGGAGAAGGAGGGCGGCCGUGAUGUCGAACUCAAUGAAUCUGGAGAGGAAUACCCGAGAGCCUGGAAACUGACCUUGAUCACCAUUGCCCUGUGUCUUUGUGUCUUCUGCGUCGCAUUGGAUAACACAAUCAUCGCAACUGCAAUCCCCAGGAUUACCGAUGAGUUCCAUUCCAUCGAAGAUGUGGGCUGGUACGGCAGUGCAUAUCUUUUGACGACUAGCGCGGUGACUCUGACAUUCGGAAAACUGUACACGUUCCUCUCAAUCAAGUGGGUCUACUUGGCUGCGCUGUUUGUCUUUGAACUCGGUUCGCUUGUUUGCGCAACAGCCCCCAAUUCAGUCGCGCUCAUCAUUGGCCGCGCCAUUGCUGGAAUUGGGUCUGCCGGUCUCGUCACAGGUUCUAUCCUCAUUAUCAGCAAAAGUGUUCCUCUAUCGAAGAGACCAAUCUAUACAAGUCUGGUCGGAGCUAUGUUUGGUGUUGCGAAUGUCGCCGGUCCACUUAUGGGAGGUGCUUUCACCGACCACCUUACCUGGCGCUGGUGUUUCUAUAUCAACUUGCCCGUUGGAGGUGCGUCCUGGCUCUUUGUGCUGGUCUUUUUCCAGAGCCCGAAGAUCGUCGUGGUCACCAGAGGUUUCAAGGAACAGAUUAAAGAGUUGGAUCUAAUUGGAACAUUCUUUUUCCUGCCUGCCAUUAUUAGCUUGCUUCUUGCUCUUCAAUGGGGUGGCAGCAAGUAUCCAUGGAGCAAUGGACGCGUCAUUGCACUCUUUGUUGUCUUUGGUGUGCUCAUACUUCUGUUCUGUAUGGUUCAAUGGUGGGCUCAGGAAAAGGCUACUGUCCCUCCUCGUAUCAUCAAGAACCGCAGCGUCUGGGGGGCUGUGUGGUUCGCCUUGACACUUGGCUCUGCAUUCUUCGUUUUUGUAUACUAUCUUCCUAUUUGGUUCCAAUCUGUCAAGAGCGCAUCAGCAACAACAUCCGGUAUCAUGAACUUGCCAUUAAUCAUUGCUGUGGUGAUUAUCUCCGUCCUAUCUGGCGUCCUCGUCACCGUAUGCGGGUACUACACACCUUUCAUGAUCGCCUCAUCCAUUAUCAUGUCCAUCGGUGCAGGCCUCCUUACAACAUUCAAGGUGGAUUCUGGUCAUUCAAUUUGGAUUGGAUACCAAGCUAUUCUUGGUAUUGGUAUUGGCAUGGGUAUGCAACAGCCGAUGAUUGUUGCCCAAACCGCGCUCAAGGCCGAAGACGUCCCCGUCGGCCUUGCGAUAGUGAUCUUCUCCCAGACUCUGGGUGGUGCAAUCUUCAUUUCCGUCGCGCAGAAUGUGUUCCAGAACCAGCUUAUUGCCAACCUUGCCGAGUACGCGCCUUCUCAGAAUGCUGGGGAAGUCAUCGCGGCGGGCGCUACCAUGAUUCGAUCGUUCUUCCAUGGCGAGGUGCUGCACAGCAUCUUACUUGCUUACAAUGAUGCUAUCACUCAAACCUUUUAUGUUGCUGUGGCCAUGUCUGCUUUGUCGAUUAUUGGGUCAAUCUCCAUCGAGUGGCUCUCUGUCAAGGGCAAGAACAUUGAAAUGACAGCUGCCUAG
This is a messenger RNA of Penicillium brevicompactum, 1902 nucleotides long. RefSeq names its product MDR family MFS transporter. The transcript is spliced from 4 exons. Gene Ontology annotation, molecular function: transmembrane transporter activity. NCBI's taxonomy places the organism in Eukaryota, Fungi, Ascomycota, Eurotiomycetes, Eurotiales, Aspergillaceae. The record is from RefSeq and is a predicted model, not a curated record. Bases 1 to 1902 code for a protein of 633 amino acids. Gene Ontology annotation, biological process: transmembrane transport.